AUGACGAAUCUUGACUUUAAGAAUGAAAAUGAAAAGAUUGAAAUUCAUGAAGAAGAACAAGAGGAAGAACAUGAAUUUAAAGAACAAUUGAAUGAGAAUGUUAAAGUAUCUACACUUUUCAAUUUCACCGAUCGGUCCGACAUGCCCAUUUGGAUUGUAGCGAUUUUUUUUAUGUGUAUUUCUGCUGCUACCACACCUAUAACUACCUAUCUAUACGGAGAAAUGUUUAAAGAUCUCAGUUUGUACUAUAUGAACCAAUAUACAAGCUUAUCGUCAUUUAUGAAAGAUAUUAGGUUUCUUUCAGGGAUGAUCAUGUGUGUAGGGGUUAUUAAAAUGAUUUUCAAUUGGGGUGGUAUCUAUUUUUGGAUGAUUUUCGGAGAACGACAAUCAAAUAGGGCAAGAAAUCAAUUGUAUUCCAAAAUCUUAUACAAUCACCAAUUUGAAUGGUUUGAUACUAAACAGAAUAAAAUGGGGGAACUCUCACAAAUCAAUCGAUGUAUUGAAGAAUUGAGAAGUGGGUGUUCUGAAACACUUGGUCAAUUGAGUGAAACCAUUGCGUCAAUUUUGGCUCUAUUCAUUAUUGCAAUGUUUCAAUCUUGGUCCCUUACUUUGGUUAUCUUGGCCGGAAUUCCAUUCAUGGCCAUCCUGGGAUGGUAUUUUGGAGGAAUUACGCAUAGGGCAGCACAAUUGGAGAAUCAAGUUACUGCCAAAUGUUCCAAAAUCUUGAAUUGGAACUUUGUUCAACAUAAACAAGUGAAGCUCUUUAAUGCAAGAUAUCAUGAGUUGAUUCGAUUCAACCAUGUGGUCGACAAGUCGGCAAGAGCAUACUAUAAACUUGCACAUGCUAUUGCCCUCAACACUGGCGUAUUGCGAGGUCUUGCAUUGAUGAUGUUCGUACAGGCGUUUUGGUUUGGGAACUACAUGAUUAGUGUUGACAAAUUAAAGAUUAAUCAAGUUUUCACUUGCUUUAGUUCUUGUUUAAUACUAGGUGGGAAUAUUUCAAGCAUUACUGAAUUAUUGGCUAUUAUUCACAAGGCAUACGCUUCAGCUCAAAGAAUCUCACAAUUUUUAGUUGAGGGGGAAUCCAUCCCAAUUCCAAAAUCUAAACGUUCAAGCUUUAAUAAACCAAAUGGGAUAUACCCAACUAUUUCUUCUAUGGGGAAAAUCUCAUUCCAUGAUGUGAAUUUCUUUUAUGCUUCCAGAAGUCAACAAAUCCUAACUAAUGUUUCAUUUGAUAUUCAAGCAGGUGAAAUGAACUUUAUCGUUGGAACUUCCGGGUCUGGGAAAUCGAGUUUGGCUCAAUUACUCUUCAAUUUCUAUAAACCUUCCAGUGGAAGGAUUCUGAUAGAUGGGUAUAGUGUUGCAAUGUUAAACACCAAGUGGUUGACUGAUAAUAUCACAUAUCUUCAACAAACUCCGGCCAUAUUUAGUGGAACCUUACGAGACAAUGUAGCUAUGGGAGGUGUCGGCUAUACAAGUAUUGAAGAUGUCCCUUCACAAUUUGUUGAAGAUGCAUGUGAUUUCUCAAUGUUAGCGAGUACAAUAAGCGAACUUUCCAUGGGAAUUGAUACAAUUGUAAGUGGCGCAAAGCUUUCAGGUGGCCAGAAACAGAGAAUAGCAAUUGCAAGGGCUAAACUUCGUGAUACUCCAAUCUUAAUUUUAGAUGAAGCAUUGUCGGCCAUUGACGUUCGAACCAAAAACAUUUUGUUUUCAUCGAUAAGACAGUGGAGGAAGGGUAAAACCACUAUUGUGAUAACCCAUGAUUAUUCUCAAAUCAGAUUAGACGAAUAUGUUAUCACCAUAGAUAAGGGUAAGAUUAUAAACACUGGAUAUUUGAAUGAUUAUGAACUCAAGAAUAGAAUUGUGCCAGAAAAGAAUGAUCUGAUAUCUUCAAAGGAAGAUGAUUCAAAUGAUUUGAAAGAGGAUAAACUGACUCAUUAUAUUAAGAAUCCCGUAAUUCUUAAAGGAUUGGAAGAAAUAUCCACAGAAAGACCAAAGGAAAUAAAAUCUGUAAUUUUUAUUUUGAAAUACUGCUGGAAAAGUAUUAGUAAUAAACCACUAUUACUUAGUGGGGUAUUUGUUUCAAUAAUAGCUGGGAUGGUCAGUCCAGUUUUCUCUUACUGCUUUUCACAAGUGCUUUCUAUUAUGGUUAGUGCGUCUAUAGGAAUGAAUGUGAAGCUGGACCUAACCAAAUGGUCAUGCAUUGUUAUUGGAAUUGCGGCGCUGGACGGUAUUUCCAACUAUUUAUCUCUGUAUAUCCUUGCUUAUGCGAGUGAAAAUUGGAUUAUAAACUUGAGGAAAUUGACGUUUGCCAAACUUGUUGAACAGGAUUCGGCAUACUAUGAUUUGGAUAGUACAAAUGCAGCAGAAUUAACAGCCUUAAUCAUGAAUGAUACUAGAGACUUGCGUAAUUUAGUUUCUGAAUUCAUAUCUUUAGCUGUGAAUUUGUUGGUAUUGGUGGUGGCAGGUACAGUUUGGGCAAUAGUAUCUGGGUGGAAAUUAGCACUUGUAGGUAUAGCUUUUGUUCCAUGCGUGCUUAUUCUUACAGGGUUAUAUUCUAUGAUUCUUGAAACUUCUGAAAAUAAUUAUAAAAGUAAGAUUGCCGAUUGUGAAAACCUUGUUCAUGAAUCUAUGUCAAAUAUCAAAUCAAUAUUGACUUUGGAUUUAACUAGAGUGUUUCAAUCGAGAUUUGAAACUCGCAUGGGUGAGAUAAAGUCUACUGGGUAUGUACGGGCAUGUCAUACUGGUGUUGGAUUCGCUCUUUCUGGGUUAUUGUCCGUACUUGCUACAGGUACUAUUUUAUACUAUGGAAUGAAACUUGCUGGUCUGUUUGAGUACUCCCAGGGACGAUUACUUGAAGUAAUUACAUUGAUAAUGUUUACCAUUGGGAACGCUGGGAAUCUUUUGGGGAAGAUACCAGAUAUUGCUAGAGGUCAACGAGCAGGAACUUACAUCAUUGGGUUAUUGGAACUUGAACAAUCACAGAGUGAAAUUACAGGUGUUGAAAAACCGUUCCGAAACACCAAGGAAUUGGUUGCAUUCAAUGAUGUAAAAUUUCUGUAUCCCACAAGACCACAUGAUACAAUUUUGAAUAAAUUAUCACUUAAAAUCAGACCAGGGGAAAUAGUUGCACUUGUUGGUGAUUCCGGCUCGGGGAAGUCGACCAUUGCUAGCAUAAUUGCUAGACUUUAUUUAAUCGAAGACGGGUCUGUAUACAUAAGAGGAAAGGAUAUUAAUGAGAUCGACAUUGAAUGGCUUAGAAACUAUGUGUCCUUGGUCCCUCAGAGUCCAGUAUUUUUUGAAGGUUCUGUCUUGGAUAACCUCACAUAUGGAUUAGAUCCGAAUACUAUUUCCAACGAGAGAUUAAUAUCUGCCUUGAAGAUGACAAAUGCCUACGAGUUUGUAACGUCAUUAGAUAAUGGAUGGCAUACUCAAGUGGGCGAGGGUCAAAGUUCCUUACUUUCUGGAGGACAACUACAAAGAUUAGCCAUAUCCCAGGCAUUAAUAAGAAAUUCAAAACUCAUUAUCAUGGAUGAACCAACUUCAGCACUUGAUCCUGAAAAUUCUAAGUUCAUUAGAGAUUGUAUUCUGGAAAAGUUUAUGGAUGAUGAGCUUACAUUGGUGAUUAUUUCACACGAUAGGGAAAUAAUGCAAGCAUGUUCCAGAGUCAUCAUGUUGAACAAGGGGGAAGUCACCGAGGAUGGGCUGUUUAAUUCCCUAUAUGAUGCCCAGGGCGAUCUAUAUAGACUUCUUUCUCAGUAA
Messenger RNA from [Candida] anglica, 3762 nucleotides. Lineage: Eukaryota; Fungi; Ascomycota; Pichiomycetes; Serinales; Debaryomycetaceae. The record is from the annotation of a GenBank genome assembly.